UAACCCCCCAUCAGAACUUGCCCGCUCAACAAUCAACCCCGCCUUUUCGUUUCAAGCUUUUCUACUGCCGGGUUUCUUGGUUGCGGGCCUGUACCCCUGCUGCAUAGAUUUUGCCCGCCACAGGAAGCCUCAUUCGAAUUUACCGCCCGUUUCUUGGGUCACUCAUCUAGCUCCGAAAAUCUCCCUACUACAUCAUCUCUAUUUUGCGUUCUAAACAGCAGAGAAAUAAACGCCCCAUGCUCAACUUUCGAUCUGACUGUUGUCCCAAAUAGGUCCGGCUCGUGGGAGUUCACGCCAUGUCCAACGCCUUGACAACUUCCCCAAAGUCUGUGUCGGGUGCCUCGUCACCAGGGCCUAGGGCUCGUGGGGCAAGCGGAGGAGAUCGAGAUGGCCUACUACAUUUACGCCAGCCCAAUGGUAACCGUGCGGGCUCGAGCUUUGGGGGGGGCAGUGGCACUACCAUUGUGAAUUCUACGCUGAACGGCCCCGGGAGCUUUAGCGCAAGCUUACGAAGUACGAAUACCAUUGUGGCCAUGACACCGAACGCUUUUGUCGAGGAAAUGUCGAACCCCCCAAGCCCAAUGUCUUCCGAAAGGUUAGUGGAAGAGCUCACCGAUCAACUUAACAAAGCGAUCAAGUAUAAGGAAGGAGCCGAGAAUCUUUUACAGGUGUUAGAUACGAAGAAACCCAAGGAAGCAAAGCAAGCGAGAAAUCAAGCUGAGAAGGAGUACAAUGCAAGGAACCAAGAGAUAUCGCAGCUCAUGAACCGUAUCGAAGCCAUCACAAAGCCUAGGGAGGUCACAGGAGCAACAAGAGCAGCAAACAAGUUCAAAGGAGAGCCGAUAAGACCGACAGCUGCUAACAACGGACUUGCUAUCUCUGGUGCCCCAGAAUGGGACCCUGGAAGCGAAUCACCAACACUAUCACUUACUGAGUUAUUAAAAGAUUUGGAGGAGGUGGGUCGGAGGCCAGAGUACUACGUUGAGAAGGCUAAUAGUUUGGUGGCAUUGUUUAAACGGCAUCCUAACCUGAAGUAUGAGUUAGCUUGGAAUAAUUUUGGGAGCCGGGUACAAAAUAUGCUUCUCAAUGAAAACAAGGAAGUUGUGGCGGCUGGAUAUCGUAUUGCAAGAUAUGCAAUGACCGACCUGCAGUCUCUUAAGACCAUUAGAGCCUUAUACACUGACGAAAUUACCAUCAUUUCUUUGGUUAAGGAGUCCAGGGCCAACGUUGAACGUGAACAGGCGUUAAAGUUUGUACGUGCGUUUAUUGAGAUUCCUGGUGGCGUACAAGAGAUAUCACGAGGGGUCGUCAGGGCGAUUGUUGCGUGCGCGGAACAGGUUGAUGAUAGGUUACGAGGUGUCUCUAUGGAGACGUUAGCAGAGAUCUUGAUUCUCAAUCCGUCACUCGUUGUAUCGGCAGGAGGCGUCAGAGUUCUGACCCAGGUCCUGUCUGAAGGACCUUACGAAUUAUCUGAUACUAUUUCUUUGGCGUUCUUAUACUUAUUAGAUUUGCCAGCAACCAGAAAAUAUAUCCGACCUGGCAACGACUUGGAGAUUGUGUUCUCUGUUUUUACAGACUCAUACUCGGAAAAAUCUCCUGCGCCAGAGGAAAGACUGAGAUCAAGUGCAAAAGUCAUUAGUUGCAUGCUGAAAUCGUGGCCAGGUCUUUUGGUAUUGUCCAUGUAUGACCUCCGAACCCCAAAAUCUUUAGUCUCGGCCUUAUCUAUACCAUCUUCAAGUGUUCGGGAUAUUAUAUUGGAAUUAUUCUUCGAUAUAUUUCGGAUAAAACCUCCUUCCUGGUCGUCUAGCUUUCUUGCUGGACGUAGGCUUACAACUUAUGGGAGAGUAACAAACCUCAAGUCCGAAUCUGAUGCUCCGAAACCGCCAAGAGCAGAUGAUGCAUACCAAGGAAAUCUAGUAGAGCAUUUCACGACCUUGCUUCUGGCAGUAUUCUUUGAGGCUGACUUGUUGAGGUCUUUAAUGGCGCUGGUAGAAGAUAAUAGUGAUCCAGCUAUUGUACGGAAAACAACACUUUUGCUUGGAGAGAUUCUCAAGCUCGCAAGUCGUCUACUACCGAGCACUUACAGCGCCCGCUUACAGCUCCUCCCGGAGCUCUUCAUAUCAGCAGCAAACUUCCGUGUUCCAACGAGGUUUGCCGCAUCAGCUGCAGUAUACCAGAUAGAUAGCCUCAACCGGACAUUGCACCGAUCUCUAGCCGCUACACAAGCACCACAGCGUGUGUCUGUUGACGAUGAAAAGCGAGGGCAGAGACAAGUUGAGCAAGCAAAGUUGAAGAUAUAUAUGGCGAUCGAUGAUCGCCAUUUUUCUGGUCUGAUAGUGGAUAGUGGGGUUUUGAACGCAAAAAGCCAUACAAAGUGGAAUUGGGAUGCUCUCAAUGAGAUGAUUCAAGGCCCGUUACUUAAUCCCAAAAGACUUGAUGAAGCGAUAAAGGGGACAAAAUUUAUGAAGAGAUUGAUGUCCUUCUAUCGGCCUUUUAAGUACAAAUUUUCGGACGUUAAGAACACCAAGCCCAACCAGAAAUAUGUCAGGACAGGAUGUGCUUUAUUCCACACUCUCCUCCAAACUCCCGAGGGUGUUCGAUAUCUGAGUGAGAAUAAAAUACUUCGACAAAUUGCUGAAUGCCUGGCUCAACUGGACCGAAUGAGCGGAAUAACAUCGCCCGAGCCUCUAUUUUCUACCUCCAGAUUGAUCGGUACCCUCAGUUGUGGAUACUUUGCCAUGUUGGGCGUGCUAAGUAGUGAUCCGAAAGGCCUUGCAAUGAUGGAGCGUUGGCGCAUGUUCAACAUGCUGUAUCACAUUAGUGAUUCUCUUGAUAGGCCAGAUCUUCUGGAGCUAUUCGUGUCCAACAUGGAUUUCACUUUGGAAGGGCAUCCCCGCAUCAUUUUGUCCAAAGCAUUGACAAUGAACCUUAAGAAUGUUCGAUUAUUUGCUACCAGCCACCUCCGCAGUCUUAUCUCAACCGCGCAGUCUUCACAGACUCCUAUAGAUUCCAAGACAAACGAGACCGCCGAAUGGGCCAUACGACUUCUCAUUACUCAACUCUAUGAUCCCGACGUGGAAGUUUGUGAAACAGCGGUGAAAAUCCUCGAGGAAGCAUGCAAUAUUACACACAGUCUAGAGUAUGUGGUGAAGUGUCGACCUGCGCUGGACCAUCUUGGCGAGAUUGGCGCCCCGCUGCUGUUACGAUUCCUGUCGACGUCUGUUGGGUACCAUUACCUUAAUGAGCUUGAUUAUAUUAAUCGGGAAAUGGACGAUUGGUUUCACGGCAGGAAUGAUUCAUAUGUUCUAACAGUUGAGGCAUCCCUGGCUAGGGCGUUUGCUGAUGAGGAGCCGCUGAAGAAACGGUCUGGCGAUAUCAACACGAUUGACCGAGACAUGAUGGGGAUAGUGCCACCACAUUUCUAUCGUGAGUUGGCAAGGACAAGCGAAGGAUGCAUCUUGCUAAGAGAAAAGGGCCACUUUAACGAUUUUGCAUGGUAUAUCCGAGAGCAUGGUCAAGAGGAGGAGGAUGCAGAGAUCGUUACCAAAGUCAAGGGAUGCCUUUGGGCGGUUGGAAAUAUUGGUUCAAUGCCUUUCGGGGCGCCAUUCUUGGAAGAAGCCGACAUAGUGGAGUCUAUUGUCAAGAUCGCGGAGGAAUCCCAGGUAUUGACGCUUAAGGGUACAGCGUUUUUUGUUCUUGGCUUGAUAUCCAGGACUAUGCAGGGUCUAGAGAUCCUUCUUGAGUACGGAUGGGAUGGCACAACGUCCACCAUGGGAGAAUCGCUAGGGUUCUGUAUCCCUUUGAAGCUUGGACGUCUUCUUUCCGUAAGUUCCGUAGCACCCUGGUACCAUACAGGAGACGAAACGAACCAGAUAAAUAGACCAUCACCACUUUCCUCGGUGAUCGGAGAUGACCCGGUGGAUGCAAAGAUAUUGACGGCAAUCGCGAACCUAAACAACCAUAUCCUCGAGAGCGGUUCCACCAAGGAAUUGAAUCGGCUCAAAGCUAGUCACGUGAUGCAAUUCCAAUCCCCAGAUCUCUUCCGACGAGUGAUGACGCUUAUUGAGUCGUUCCGAUAUCGGCAGCACGUUCGGCGGUAUAUACUUGACCUCUUUGAGAAGUCAGUGGUGGAGAGGGUUUUUGCAGAGGGCCGAGCUGACCCGGAGGUUGAAUCUCCUGAUACUCCAGAGGGAUUCAGAUAAUGAGGCUGCCAGUGGCCGGAGCGGGGGAGGGGGAAGCGGAAUCGGAGUUCGGAAGAUAUCAUAUGCGGCAGCGAGGUGGGAAAGAAAUUUCUAUAUAUUUCUUCUCUUUUCCUUUUUCUUCGUGAUAAUUUGCAUUGUCUUGCCUUUUGCUGACCUCUGUCUCUCUCUCUCUCUCUCUCUGACUGCCCAAUUGGGUGCGUUCCAUUCCGGUCUCAAUUCCAUCCCGUUUCUCCUCUUCUGGAUGGUCACUUUUUUCUUUCUCUUCCCAUUUUUUCCAUUUCCUCUUGAUGACAUCUGAUCUGUCCAUGUACAUUAAAUUACGAGCCCGUUCAUCUUUUUCUUGUAUUUUUAUAUAAAAAAAGGCCACACCGGUACUGUAGGUUAUUUCUGUGUUGCUUGUGGCUGCUUGCUAGGUUGGGUUAAGAAGCAUGGUGGGGCGCUGGACCGGGUUGGGCUGAGGCUAUUAACUUUAGUCUACCUUGUUUUGUUUCGUUCUUUUAUUCAUUCCCUUGUUUGUAUCGGCGUAAAAUACAUAUCAUAUCAUAUCAUCUCGCACCGUAUCCUCGAUAUGUGGGGUGGGCGUUUUUGCACGAGUAUGCAUGUAUGCAGGCAGGUAUGCACGAACAGAAAAAGUGCGCUUCGACAGCGGUACGUUAUCAUAUCGUCGGGUGCGUGGGUUAUCCUACCGCACCGUAAGUCUCCGAUGGAUGCAUGCAAUGGAAGAGAGAUGAAGAUAAAGAAAAAAGCGUGCCGAGAAGAGAAGAGCGAUAGAGACGAUAUGAUAUACGGCAGGGCAGUACCACAGUAAUUGGGAUACAUAUUAUACAUGAUACAGAGUAACUCCUCUUGAUUGCUGGAAAAAAAAGAAAGGAAAAAA
Tuber melanosporum (Perigord truffle) is the source of this 5079-nucleotide messenger RNA. RefSeq lists its product as uncharacterized. Lineage: Eukaryota; Fungi; Ascomycota; Pezizomycetes; Pezizales; Tuberaceae. The transcript is spliced from 15 exons. Gene Ontology annotation, cellular component: TORC2 complex. The coding region runs from base 297 to 4202 and encodes 1301 amino acids. The record is from RefSeq and is a predicted model, not a curated record. Gene Ontology annotation, biological process: TORC2 signaling.